Molecule: messenger RNA, 1444 nt
Organism: Salvia splendens (bonfire salvia)
Lineage: Eukaryota; Viridiplantae; Streptophyta; Magnoliopsida; Lamiales; Lamiaceae
Product: floral homeotic protein APETALA 2
Exons: 10
Coding region: 301-1284 (327 amino acids)
Biological process (GO): regulation of DNA-templated transcription
Molecular function (GO): DNA binding; DNA-binding transcription factor activity
Source: RefSeq, a predicted model, not a curated record
CUGAUCACUUGAUUUAACAUUAGCUGCAAAAGAGCUGCCCCUUUGCACAGUUGAUUCAAUCACCAAAACAGAAACCAACAACUUUCCUUCCAAUUCCAAACAUCUCUCUCUCCCAAGAAUUACACUACCAAUUUUUUAGAUUCUAGCAUUGGUCACUAUUUCAGAGAAUAUCUACAAUCAUCUGCUCCCAAUCUAUGCUCAAAGCCUUUAAUUUGAUGAGAGACAACAAUACCUUCCUUUCUUUAUUUUCCAAGUUGAGAACUGUGGUCCAUUUCCAAUUCUAGCUCUCCGGCGGUUUCAAUGGAGGACGAGGGCGGCGAGAGGAAGAGGAGCAGCAGGAUUUUCGGAUUCUCGGUGGAUCACGCCACCGGCGGCUACGAUCCAUGCUCGCCGCCGGUGACGCGGCAGUUUUUUCCUGUGGAGAGCGGACGGGCAGGGGAAUUUCCCCGCUCGCACUGGAUGGGGGUCCGAUUCUGUGAGUCUGACCCCCCUAGUGCGGACGUGGCGCCGCCGCUCAAGAAGAGCCGCCGCGGCCCGAGGUCGCGGAGCUCGCAGUAUCGUGGCGUCACGUUCUACCGCCGCACCGGCCGCUGGGAGUCCCACAUAUGGGAUUGUGGAAAGCAGGUGUAUCUAGGUGGAUUUGACACAGCCCAUGCUGCUGCUUGUGCAUAUGAUAGAGCAGCCAUCAAAUUUAGAGGAGUGGAGGCAGACAUAAACUUCAGCCUUGAAGAUUAUGAAGAAGACUUAAAACAAAUGAGCAAUCUGACGAAGGAGGAGUUCGUGCACGUGCUCAGGCGACAAAGCACGGGCUUCCCACGGGGUAGCUCCAAGUACAGAGGCGUCACUUUGCACAAAUGUGGAAGAUGGGAGGCUAGAAUGGGCCAAUUCUUGGGCAAAAAGUAUGUUUAUUUGGGUCUGUUCGAUACUGAGAUUGAAGCUGCAAGGGCUUAUGAUAAAGCAGCCAUCAAAUGCAAUGGAAAAGAGGCAGUCACCAAUUUUGAACCCAGCAUUUAUGAAGAUGAACUUAACGCUGCAGAGCCCUCACACAACAAGUCUACAUCAGACACAAGUCUUGAUCUCAGUUUGGGCAAUUCAGCUUCCAAAACUGAUGUUUGGAGACGACCGGAUCAGGUGCAAUCGGGCAAGCCGAGGCAGAUGGCCAAUAACGAACAGCAGUGGCAAAUGCCGUUGUUUGCCACUGCUGCAGUAUCAUCAGGAUUCCCGCAGGCGCAGUUCAACUGGCUCCACGCCAAUGGGAUCCAUCCACUCAUCAAACCUUCCUGAAUUGAAAUGUUUUAUGGAGUAUUUUAUUCUACUUUGUCAAUGGAUCCAUCUCUAUAUUUUUUGGACACAUCAAGAGGGUUUUAUUGUGGCUUAAUUAUCCAUCUCUUUUAUGGAGUAUAAUAAUAAUAAUAAUAAUAGUAAUAAUGUAGCUAGAGGCAAA